AUGGACCUGCCCUUUGCUCCAUUCAUUAUUAAAACUCUCCUGCUCUCUCUACUCAAUAUCACAGGCUUCACAGCCAAUGCAAACUACGGCUGCGCAGCAACGCCCACAGCGAGGCAGUUCCCUGAUAUCUGUCCAAAAACAAAGCACCCUGACGUAUGUUUCUACUUUCUGAACCGCGAUCCAAGGACUUGUCGGGCUUCUUCCCUUCCCGAGCUUGGACUAGGCGCUCUGCAUGUGGCAAUACAGACGGCUGAACACAGAGCAUUCACGUAUAACACAUUGGCUAAAAUGAUAGGCAUCAAUCGUCGUCUGAAAAGAAAAUACGUGCAGUGUCGCGAUAAUUACACAUUGGCUAGGAGGCUGACGGUGCAAGCAAAAAAUAAUGUGCAACGUAACGAGUACGCGGAAGCAAGAAGGCGUCUGGAAGUUGCAUGUGAAGUGCCUAAUUCUUGUCGAAAGGAGGUUGGAGAACCUGCAGGGGGUAAAGAACCGAAUGAGAUAUCCUAUGCUUUUUUUGAGUUUGCUCUUGUUGUUGUGAAAGAGUUGGAGGUCAGGAAAAAGACUUAG
Messenger RNA from Sesamum indicum (sesame), 567 nucleotides. The record is from RefSeq and is a predicted model, not a curated record. Lineage: Eukaryota; Viridiplantae; Streptophyta; Magnoliopsida; Lamiales; Pedaliaceae.